Molecule: messenger RNA, 4613 nt
Organism: Pleuronectes platessa (European plaice)
Lineage: Eukaryota; Metazoa; Chordata; Actinopteri; Pleuronectiformes; Pleuronectidae
Gene: sel1l
Product: SEL1L adaptor subunit of ERAD E3 ubiquitin ligase
Exons: 21
Coding region: 461-2911 (816 amino acids)
Biological process (GO): ERAD pathway
Cellular component (GO): endoplasmic reticulum membrane
Molecular function (GO): protein binding
Source: RefSeq, a predicted model, not a curated record
GUCAGAAUUCGAGAACAGGAAGUGUCGGUAGUACGGGGCUUAACAUGGAAAGCUAAGCAGUGUCUGGUCAAUUUAAAGUAAACGCUGGAGGUUUUUCGCAUCUCGCAUUGAAACGCGGAUGUUCUCGCGCACAGAGAGUCGCUCGGUCACUGACCGGAAACCGGAGGUGUUGACGCUCCUGUAAAAGAUCCGUGUUCGUGGUAUUUCUGCGUGUUAUUAGCCUCAGUCAAGCACCACUCUAGCUAGCUUAGCUUUGCAGUGGCAUUCGUUAGCUCUUUUGACAGCCACGGCAGCUAAAAUUAUCCGAGUUAGUAACCGGAGCGAAAUUCGGGUUCAUUCGUGUGUCCGUGUGUGUUUAUGCAUGGUGCUUCUCGUGCGACUCGGCUGCUCCUGAAUGUGUGGCGAGAGGAACAGCAGCAGCCACAGCUAGCACGGUGUUAGCUUGACAGCAGCAGCAGCAAUGGGGUCGAAAAGGUGUUUUAAGACGACGAGAGGACUUUGCUUUUUGACCGUUGUGCUGAUAGUCUUCGUCAGAGGAAUAACAUCAGAUGAGGAGCAACAUGAAAAUGACGGCCCAGAGCUGAAGUCUUAUCAUGACCCAGACAAUGAAGACGAGGACGUCCGUCUGGCGUCAGUCAUCGUGGCCGGUGCCUCUGUGACCUCCGUUCAUGAAGUGUCCCAACAGGAGGAGGAGAAGGAGUCACCUGCAGAUGGACUGGAGGGCGAAGAGAAGGAGGACCUGCCUGACCCGCCUCCUCCAGCUGAGGAGAAACCCAAAGAGGUUCCUGUGGUGAAUGGAGGUACAGCCCACGGAGAACCCUGUGUCUUCCCAUUCCUCUUCCAGCGGAAGGAGUAUAUGGACUGUACCACUGAUGGACGGGGGGAUGGACGGUUGUGGUGUGCCACAAUCUACGACUAUGACCAGGAGAAGAAGUGGGGAUUUUGUGAGACUGAGGAGCAGGCACAGCAGAGAAUGCAGGAGGAGGAAACUGAGGAGCUGUAUCAGACCGUCCUGCGCAUGCUCAAUUCCACCACCAGAAAAACACAGAAAAAAGAGUUAUAUGAAAAGCUGUUGAAAGUAGCAGAGAAGGGACACCAGAAAGCCAUGGAGAAGGUGGCGUACGCCAUGCUGUUUGGAGACUACAUAAACCAGAAUGUCUCCAAGGCCAAAGAAAUGUUUGAGAAGCUUGCUGUGGAAGGCUCACCCAAAGCUCAGAUGGCUCUUGGUUUUCUAUAUGCUGCAGGACUUGGAGUUAACUCGAGUCAAGCUAAGGCCUUGGUUUACUACACCUUUGGUGCACUCGGUGGAAACUUGGUAGCUCAUAUGAUUCUGGGAUACAGAUACUGGGGAGGUGUGGGUGUUCCCCAGAGCUGUGAGUCAGCACUAACACACUACAAGCUUGUGGCAAAUCAGGUGGCCAGUGACGUGUCCCUGACAGGGGGAUCAGCUGUGCAGAGGAUCAGGCUCUUGGAUGAGGUGGAGAACCCAGGCUCCACCAGUGGGAUGUUGGAGGAAGACCUGAUCCAGUACUACCAGUUCCUAGCUGAGAAAGGAGAUGUACAAGCUCAGGUAGGACUGGGUCAGCUUCAUCUGCACGGAGGACGUGGAGUUGAACAAAAUCACCAGAGGGCGUAUGACUACUUCAACCAGGCUGCUAAUGCAGGGAACACGCAUGCUAUGGCUUUCCUGGGAAAGAUGUACUCGGAGGGCAGCGAGUAUCUGCCUCAGAACAACGAGACGGCCCUGCAGUACUUCAAGAAGGCUUCAGACCUGGGUAAUCCAGUGGGACAGAGUGGCCUGGGCAUGGCCUAUCUUUAUGGAAGAGGUGUCCAAGUGAACUAUGAGCUGGCGCUGAAAUACUUCCAGAAGGCAGCAGAGCAGGGUUGGGUUGAUGGACAACUCCAGCUGGGCACCAUGUAUUACAACGGCAUCGGUGUGAAGCGCGAUUACAAACAGGCUCUCAAGUUCUUCAACUUGGCCUCGCAGGCAGGCCACAUCCUGGCCUUCUACAAUUUGGCCCAGAUGCACGCCACUGGCACAGGUGUGAUGCGCUCCUGCCACACUGCUGUGGAGCUUUUCAAGAACGUGUGUGAGCGCGGCCGCUGGUCAGAGCGUCUGAUGACGGCCUACGGCAGCUUCAAGGAGGGCGAGUCGGAUGCAGCGCUGGUGCAGUAUCUGCUGCUGGCUGAGCAGGGCUAUGAGGUGGCCCAGAGCAACGUGGCCUUCAUUCUGGAUCAGAAAGGGAUACGGAUCUUCACUGAGAACGAGACCUACCCUCGGGCUUUGCUCCACUGGACAAGGGCUGCAGCACAAGGUUACACUGUGGCAAGGAUAAAACUCGGGGACUAUCACUUCUAUGGCUUCGGGACGGAUGUGGACUAUGAGACGGCUGUCAUCCACUACAGACUGGCGUCCGAGCAGCAGCACAGCGCACAGGCCAUGUUCAACCUGGGCUACAUGCACGAGAAAGGCCUGGGCAUCAAACAGGACAUUCAUUUAGCCAAGCGUUUCUACGACAUGGCCGCUGAAGCCAGUCCUGAUGCCCAGGUCCCGGUCUUCCUGGCUCUGUGCAAGCUGGGUCUGACUUACACACUUCAGUACCUGCAGGAUUUUAACCUGAAGGAGCUGGUCUCUCAGUUGGACCUGGACCAGAUUCUGGGCCCGGAGUGGGACCUCUACCUUAUGACCGUCAUCGCCCUGCUCCUGGGCACAGUCAUCGCCUACCGACAGCGCCAACACCAAAUCAUAGUGCUGCCUCGUCCGCCCGCCCCUGCCCCCGCCCCCGCCCCGGUGCCCCCUCCCAGGCCAGCUCAGGAGCAGCCACAAGCCCAGGACGACUCCCAGGGUCAGGAAGAAACACUAGGCCAGGGCCCGGUCCAGGAGGAAGAGGAGGAGGAGGAGCAGCAGUGAGAGGUUGCCAGACAGAGCGAGGGCAGGAAUAGACAGACGGAAGCUGUACCAGGCAUGGAGCCGCUGCUCCUUACUAGCUGAAUAGCUGCUUGUUUGAGCGCCUCUCCCCCUCCGCCUGCUCCACUCCACACGCUGAAUAAAGACUAAGAUCACUGCAGAACUGCUCAGCCUCACAACUCCCUCUCUCCAUUUUAAAUAUGCUGGUCCUGUGCUCAGAGCAAGACAGCGGAGGUGUGUCAGGACAGUGCUGCAGAGAGGAUGAAUAACACAGACUUGUGGACUUGUUAGUCUGUGACUCAGGUCAGAAGCAGCCGUGUCCUCACCGUGGAAAUAGUCCUGCAGUUGCCAGAUCGAAGGUGUUUUGGUCUACAUAGUUGAAAUCUGAUAUGUGCAUUAGUUUCUUUUCACUUUUUUUUUUUUUUUUUUGAGAAAAUUUUACACAGUUGAACUGCUUCAAUCCUAAUUUUGUGCAGAGAAGAUAAUUUGAGUCAGGAGAAUGUGAACAAAGAAUUUUAUUUGCUAGCCCCAGUCUUUUUGCUAACAGAAGUCAUGGUUGUGCAUGUUUUGCAGACUUUAGGCAUUUUUCUUUUUAUUUUAUACAUCCAUUGAGUAAACAGGUUUUGCAUUGUAACAUCAUUACUUGUUUUUUUUAAUUGACAUAAUGUCAGGUCAGUACCUGCAGUUCACAGAGAAAGACAGUUUGUAUUUCCUCACUGUCAGUGACGGUGCUAAAAUGUACUAAAGCCAUUUCAUGUCACCAGUAUACGAACAAGAAUUGUGGUUAGUAGUUAACUUUAAUUGAUAGAAAAGCUGGACUGGAUGCUUGUUUGAUAAAUUAUUUCAUUUUAAGCACAGUACUUGGUGUUUGAUGUUUUUAACAUCUAGAAGGCUUGCCACCAAAAUCUCUGAGGCAGAUUCGGCUGGAGAAUCUACACAGACGUCUUUCUCUCUCGGAGUACAGUGAAAGCAGAGUGCUCAGCCUUUUUGAUAAUUCAUUUUAAAGAGCAAAUGUGAAAAACAGAUGCGCACAGUCCAGAGAAAGAAAGCAGAGAUCACCAGUGUGAUCUGUUUCCAUCAGCAAGAUGUGAUUUUGGGUUUUGGAUGAAGGUUCAAUCGUUUCCUUCUUCCUUGUAGCUUAUUAAGCUGUGUGUUAGCUGAGGCAGAAUUUGGAACGGCCUCACAGACUCGAACGCUUUAAACUCUCACUUAUUGGAUUGUUUCCACUUUAGAGGAAGGACUUUUUUUUUUUUAUACCAAUCUUCAGCUCUUUCCACCCCCUCACAUUUGCUCAAGUCGGAGCUCUGCUCACACUUUGCAGCUCAGAUGAAGUCUGAGCCUGAAAUGAAAAACCAGUGUAGCUUUGGUUCGUCUGUGAUGUGUUUAUACAAACGGGAAUAGAAACUCCUCAAUUUGCCACAUGCAGUUUAUUCUGUGAGGCCCUUCUGUUCACUUCCACAGUUUGUUGUAAGAAUUAUUAAGAUUUUACCUCCCAGUACGUCUGCGUGAAGCGUACAAACUCAACAAGGACAGGUUGAACGAUUAUUCCAAAUGGUUCCAAUGAAAUUGACGUCCCUGUGCUCAUGCAUCGAUAUCAACACUCACAAUUUGUCUAAAAUGGGAGAAAGUCAAGAGGACUGGAUCUUUACCAUCACAAAUACUUGAAUAAGUUUAUAUGGAAAUUAAUAAAUGAUAUGGAUAUUUA